GCCUCCUCUCCUGCCCAUUCACAUCAUCGUAGACUGUUAUGGGUCAGCCUAUUGGAAUCAGAGCCAAUGUUCCAAUACCAAACAGUAUAAUUUAAUUUCAGUAUCAAACAUUUAUACUCCUGUUUUUUCUGAUCUGAUUGAUGUUUUACUCCGUGCUGUUGGUCGUCAAUUCCAGUGGUAUGCCAUUUCGGGACACACCGACUUUCAAAACGAGCACAACGACACUUUUUCCUCAUUUGACGUAGAAUCAGGAAGUCACGGGAUAGUUUUGCUUCGGUUUUUCGAGUAUCAAAACGGUGUGGUUGUUGCUUUCUCUAGAGUAAAACAUGAGCCGAAUUUAUAACAAUACGUCCUUGCAGAAUAAACCUGUUCAUAAUGAAAAGAUUGAGCACGCGUGGGCCCCCUCCUCAUAUCAGAGUGGUCUAGGUGUCAUAUUAGAGGGAAAGUUGGUUGAUGUCUCACGCCAUGUUAUCACUGACGUCAACAAUCAGAAGGACCGUUUCUAUGUCCUAUACAUCAAACCUAGUCGAAUCCACCAAAGGAAAUUUGAUGCUAAAGGAAUGGAAAUUGAACCAAACUUCAGUGAUACCAAAAAGGUCAACACUGGUUAUCUCAUGUCAUCAUUCAAGGUGGAGGCUAAAGGAGAGACUGAUUGCCUCACUGAGGUCCAGCUGGAAAACCUAGUGACCAAGGAGGAUCUGGUGAAAGUGACAGGGAAACACUGUCUAAGUGGGACCUAUGCUUUCUGGUACCCAGAGGGAGAGAUGAGCAAGACUGAACUAGAAACAGGCCAGGACAUUCGACUGAAAACCAAAGGCGAUGGCCCAUUUAUUUUUUCCUUGGCCAAAGUCGAUGGAGGCACAGUGACCAAAUGCAAUUUUGCCGGAGACAAAGAAGCAGGAGCAUCGUGGACAGACAAAAUAAUGUCCAACAAGUCCGAUGCCAGCAGUGCAACGAAGUCUGAAGGCCAUGGCGAGGGAGCAGAUGAGGAGGAAUGGGAUGAAUGAGAUGAAUGGAAUUGCACAGUAAAACCUCCUUAUUCCUGUGAUGGUUUGUACUUCAUUUUUUAUUCAGCACUCCUUUUGUAAUAUAGAGUUCUCUACAAGUUGACAAAUAACCUUGUAAUAAAACUAAUAUGUCAAUUUAUCUGAUGGAGUUGUUCUAAUCAUGUGUGUCAUCCAAAAUGUAAACCAUCAAUUGGAUAAGAGUGGUCAUGCAAGGGCAGAUUUAUAACUUUUAUUAGUAGAGUAGCCAUUGUCUGCUAAUCAGAUUAUUAGUGUGUGCAAAUGUAUGAAGUUGCCAAAUAGAUGUAGGCUACAGUAGGUGAUUUUAAAUAAUGCAUUCUCAAAAAAAAAGAUUCAAAACUGUUUGGGUUACCAGCAUGAAUGAAUACACUACAUGUAACAAAUAAACUAAAUGUCUGAGCCCUUUACUAACAAAUAAUGCACUUAGAUACAAUUAUGUACAUAUUUAUUGUUGAAUAUUCCUCACGCCUCCAAACAUGAUAGCCCAAACAUUUACAUUGAUUUAAAAAAGGAAAAUGGCAAGAUGCAAUAUGCAAUACUUUGGUACAUAAUACUUUAACAAAUACAUAAAGACAUAUUAUUGCGUGUUGUUUGAUAGUCUUAACAGAAUAAUUGUAGUUGUCAAUGAACCUGAGAAAGUACUUUCUCUGGAUUUGACUUUGUCAGUGUAAACAAUAUUGGAAAGUCUCAAAAAUACAUGGUGGAUUUGUUACUUGUUGAAAUAAAACAGAAUUUCCUGUUGAAUUAAAAGUGACGUAAUUCCUUUCAAACAUUGAAAUAUACAUAUUUAUUUUAGAAUAAUAUUGCAUGUUGAUUAUAUGGAACCUGUUUUCAUAUGUAAUUAGAAUGAAAUAAAAUCAGUUUUUCAUCCCA
Messenger RNA from Oncorhynchus kisutch (coho salmon), 1898 nucleotides. RefSeq names its product actin related protein 2/3 complex inhibitor (gene arpin). Lineage: Eukaryota; Metazoa; Chordata; Actinopteri; Salmoniformes; Salmonidae. The transcript is spliced from 6 exons. Bases 327 to 1007 code for a protein of 226 amino acids. Gene Ontology annotation, biological process: negative regulation of actin nucleation. The record is from RefSeq and is a predicted model, not a curated record.